AUGGCAGAUUCAGUGCAAGGCGACCGAAGACCUCUACUGAGACUUUGCACGCUUUGCCGACGGCAGGUCGCUGGAGAGGCUGCUGAUGUGGAUACUGUUGACAAGCCGUUUGAGUGUGUUCUGUGCUUUGGACUUCUUGACCAGGACUAUAUUGAAGAAGUAGCUCAGGCGGUUGGAAAAUCGCUCGAAGAAUCACCUUAUGAUGCUUCUGCAUUCACAUUGGCACUAAAUUUGCCAAUCUCGCAAGUUCUCCGCGAAACAAUCAUAAAACGCUCGCGGCCCGACCUCAAUGGUAUAUUGGUCUCUGUGCCAUAUAAGAUCAGAUGUAUAGACACUUAUUUGCCAAAGCUCCGUCAGAAAUCUGGUUUACGAGCAGCCCUUGCUUCUGAUCUUCAGCUGACUAUUACUUUCGAAACUGAGGAGUUCACUAACUACGACACAAAGUUCCUUCUCGAUAAUUUUCCAAACGAUUUUCAACAGUCAAGGAAAAGGAGAUUCCAAGAGCAGACCGAUUCUCAACCUUUUACGAAAAUCAAGGUGGAACAAAUGUUGACGCGAAUUAAAGAGGAUGUGGCGAAGAAGUACUUACUCUCGUCGGCAGCUCGUUCUUGCUCUUUCUCAAUCGCAUUCGAGCGAAAUCCAGUGUUUAUUGCCGGACGAUAUUGUAAAUAUUCCCGCUCUCUACCCCAGUCUCCUUGGUCAGUCGAGGACAAAACUGCACCAAAGGAUCCUGGACAUUCGGUUUCUGAAAAAGUAUGUGGGCUUAUGAAAGAUAUGUUCUGCGCCUCUGAUGCUCGCUUCGUCGCUUCAGGAAGGGAGGAUUUGGAUGUACGUAUGUUGGGCGAGGGUCGUCCCUUCAUGGUCGAGCUGCGCAAUUGUCAUCUUACAUCGUCACUAUCCGGAACGAACUACUUGGAAACUUUGCGGAACGUUGAAUCAGAAAUUAAUCGUUUGCAGCCCGACAUUAAGUUGAAGUAUUUGACGAGAAUCACAAAGGAAGAAGCUGAACAGAUUAGCACCGGUGAAGAAGAUAAACGAAAGUGCUACGUAGCAUACUGCUACAGCACAUUACCAUUGACCGAGGAGACAUUCUCUGCUGUGGCGAAGCUAGCUCCCGUUGAUGUUAUUCAGAAAACACCAGUUAGAGUUCUCAAGAGGAGAUCAUUGUUGGAUCGCCCGCGAACAGUGUAUAACAUGGAGAUGCUUCCGAUUGAUAGUCACCAUUUUUUGUUAAGGCUCGAAACACAAGCUGGCACUUACGUGAAAGAAUUCGUUCAUGGUGAUUUUGGUAGGACGCGACCUUCUUUGGCUGAACUUCUAGGUGUAGCAAACGGUGAUGUCGAUAUUCUUGAUCUCGAUGUUGAAAAAGUUGACUUUGAAUGGCCUCUUCCAAAAAGUACGUUAUUGUUUGAAGGGAUGUCUUCUGCCACCGUCAUGAUGGUGGCCGAGAAGCCACUUCUUGCUGAUUCAAUUGCCAAAAUUCUUUCGAACAAUACUGCUUCUAAACGGAAAGGUCGAAAUGGAGUUUGCUCCGUAAGCGAAUAUAGAGGUCAAUUCCAAGGAAAACCUGCCUUCUUCAAGGUCACGAGCACAUGUGGACACGUAAUGAGCCUCGAUUUCCCCAGUAAAUUUAACAAUUGGGAGCGCGUAGAUCCGAUGGAGUUGUACACGGCUCCUACCAACAAAAUUGAAGCGAAUCCGAAGAUGCACAUGAACGACUAUCUGGCCUUCGAAGCGAAAGGCGCCGACUACCUCGUUCUGUGGCUCGACUGCGACAAGGAAGGAGAAAAUAUCUGCUUCGAGGUCAUUGAUGCUGUCAGCAAUUCUAUGAAGCGGCCUCGGGAUGGCGACUUCAUGAAAAGCGUCUAUAGAGCACAUUUCUCCGCCAUCACCGACAAGGAUAUCAAAGCCGCUAUGCAAAAUCUUGUGCGUCCCAAUCGUAACGAAGCGAUGUCCGUAGACGCUAGACAGGAGCUGGAUCUCCGUGUCGGUUGCUCAUUCACUCGAUUCCAAACGAAAUUCUUUCAGAAUAAGUACGGAGAUUUGGACAGCACUGUUAUAUCGUAUGGACCAUGUCAGACGCCCACUCUGGGGUUCUGCGUCAGUCGUCACGAUCAGAUCACACACUUCAAGCCCGAACCUUACUGGCUACUGCAAUGUGUGUUUGAAACCGCAACAGGAUUGCUUGUUCGACCCGAGUGGAAACGAGGUAGAAUAUUCGACAGAGACGUGGCUCAACUGUUCUUGGAUCGUGUCAAAAAUGCGGGACGAGGAGCUGUGACAGAUGUGAGCACAAAAGAGGGAAGAAAGGAGCGACCGCUGGCGCUUAACACUGUGGAACUGAUGAGAAUCGCAAGUAGCGCAUUUGGACUGAGCCCUGCGACAACGAUGAGUGUGGCUGAGCAGCUCUACACUCAAGGCUACAUCUCCUAUCCAAGAACUGAAACCACAGCGUACUCUGCCAAUUUCGACUUGAAAGGAACUCUCCAACAACAGUCGAACAAUUCAAAGUGGGGAGACGUCGUGAAAAAGGUUCUGAAUGAAGGUAUUCGGCGGCCUCGUGGUGGCGAGGAUAAAGGUGAUCAUCCUCCUAUUACACCGAUGAAACCUAAUAAUGGGCAACUUUCUGGAGACAUGGCUCGAAUUUACGACUACGUUGUUCAGCACUUUGUCGCGACGUUGAUGGGACCAUGUAUCUUCGAUGUGACUACUAUUGUUAUUUCUUCUGGAGAAGAGUCAUUCACAUUGACUGGCAAAACGUUGAAGGAUCCAGGUUUUACGGAGGUCAUGACAUGGUUGAAUGUCGACGAUUGUGAGAAGCUGCCACCACUUGUCCGUGGAGAUCAACUUUCGCUGAAAGAAGUUUCCUUGGCUGCUCGUGAAACAUCUCCACCGGGUUAUCUAACUGAAUCAGAGUUGAUAUCAUUAAUGGAAAAGCAUGGAAUAGGCACGGAUGCCUCAAUCCCUGUGCAUAUAAAUACCAUCUGUCAGAGGAACUAUGUUACUGUGGAAAGUGGUCGACGAUUGGUGCCAACUCGUCUUGGAAUCUCACUUGUUCAUGGAUAUUGGCGAGUAGACCGUGAACUUGUGCUACCAACUAUGAGAGCCGAGGUAGAAACACAACUCAACCUCAUUGCGCAAGGGAAAGCGGACUACCAUGCAGUCAGAGACCAUGCGCUUGAGAUGUUCCGCCAGAAAUUUGUGUACUAUGUCAAAAAUGUAGGAUUGGUCGAUACAUUGUUUGAAGCCUCCUUCACCUCACUGUCUGAAUCCGGGAAACCAUUCUCCCGUUGCGGAAAAUGUAGAAGAUAUAUGAAACUCGUGGCUACAAAACCGCAACGUCUAUUUUGUUCAACGUGCCAGGAAACAUACUCUGUGCCGAACGCGAGAGACGGAAUUCUUCGCCCAUUCGGUGAAAAGAAGUGCCCACUUGACGAUUUUGAGCUAGUGUACUGGAACGGUUCUGGAGGAAAACUUGCACGAAGUUUCGCGCUCUGUCCCUUUUGUUACAAUAAUCCACCCUUUGAGUCAAUGAAAGAAGCAGAAGGGUGUUCUAACUGUCCUCAUCCAGCUUGCCCACACUCAUACAUGUGA
Messenger RNA from Necator americanus (New World hookworm), 3594 nucleotides. RefSeq lists its product as uncharacterized. The record is from RefSeq and is a predicted model, not a curated record. The coding region runs from base 1 to 3594 and encodes 1197 amino acids. Gene Ontology annotation, cellular component: nucleus. NCBI's taxonomy places the organism in Eukaryota, Metazoa, Nematoda, Chromadorea, Rhabditida, Ancylostomatidae. The transcript has 27 exons. Gene Ontology annotation, biological process: DNA topological change; tRNA pseudouridine synthesis. Gene Ontology annotation, molecular function: DNA topoisomerase type I (single strand cut, ATP-independent) activity; RNA binding; DNA binding.